This is a messenger RNA of Hyla sarda, 1408 nucleotides long. It is a transcript of the gene CAPG, whose product is annotated as capping actin protein, gelsolin like. Lineage: Eukaryota; Metazoa; Chordata; Amphibia; Anura; Hylidae. Gene Ontology annotation, molecular function: phosphatidylinositol-4,5-bisphosphate binding; actin filament binding. Gene Ontology annotation, biological process: actin polymerization or depolymerization; actin filament severing; barbed-end actin filament capping. The record is from RefSeq and is a predicted model, not a curated record. The transcript has 11 exons. Bases 191 to 1201 code for a protein of 336 amino acids. Gene Ontology annotation, cellular component: actin cytoskeleton; cytoplasm.
GGAAGGAUAGUUCCGUCGACAAGCCGAGGCGUCCGCAUGCGCAGUGAGCACGUACACACCUGGUAGAGGGAACGUUCGGCGGUGUGAGUACAGCGCCACCUGCUGGUGACAACCGGAAGUGAAACUUGUGUAAGAGACGGAGACAGACGGGUGCGGUGAGUGCGAGAGGACGAGAAGAGUGAGAAUCGAGAUGUACGGCGGACUGUGUGCAAAGGAUCUGAAGUUUCCCUCCUCGGUCUCUGAACCGGGCCUCCAUGUUUUUCGCAUAGAAAAGAUGAAGUUAAUCCCUGUGCCAAGCGAGAGUCACGGCGUGUUUCACUCCGGAGACACCUACCUCCUGGUCUUCAACUCGCCCGAGGGCAACCACACCUACGUCUGGAACGGUAAUGGGACCUCGGUGGAUGAGAGGGCCGCAGGCGCCAUCUACAGUUCUCAGCUCCACAUGCAUCUUGGUGAGAAGCCGACCCAGAACCGCGAGACCCAGGGUCACGAGAGCGCGGAGUUCAUGUCUUUUUUUCCAAGGGGAGUCACCUACCUGGAAGGCGGAGUCUCUUCAGGUUUCCAGCAGGCCCAGAAGGACUCCGCAGCCCCCGCACAUCAUCUCUACCACGUCAGGGGACGAAAACAAAUCCGGGCAACAGAGACCGACCUGACGUGGGACAGCUUCAACACCGGGGACUGCUUUAUACUGGACACCGGGAAGUUUAUUUACGUCUGGUCGGGAUCACAGUCCAACAUGAUGGAGCGGAACCGGGCGCGGGAUAUGGCCAAUCAGAUACGAGACAUCGAACGACGCGGAGCCGCAAAGGUGGAAAUUAUACAAGAGGGGGAGGAGCCGGAGGAAAUGAUUCAGAUUUUGGGAAAAAGACCGGAGUCUCUGAGGGAAGGCGGCGCCCAGGAUGACAGGGAAGCGGAUGAGAUCCACACCAGAGGGGCCGUCCUGUACCAGGUCUCCAACGCCAGCGGAAAGAUGCAGGUGUCUCGGGUGGCGGACGGAGCCGUCCUCAAGAAAGAGCAACUGAUAUCAGACGACUGCUUCAUCCUGGACACUGCGGGGAAGAUCUACGUGUGGAAAGGUAAAAAGGCGAACAGAGAGGAGCGCGAGCAGUCACUAGAGAUCGCCAACGAAUUCCUGACGCUCAUGAAAUAUUCUCCGAAAACUCAGUUCCCUCCAAUUCCCCCAGGUCCAGGUGGUGUCUGAGGGCAACGAGUCUCCGCUCUUCAAACAAUUCUUCAGUAACUGGGUGUGAUCCGUACCAUGUCAUCAGGUAGAGUCUUCUGGAAUGGCACGACGUGUUUCACCACUGCAGUGCCCAGCUUCAUCAAGGGGUAUUGGAUGUGAUGGGAGCGGACGGCCCAAGGCUGUUCAGACAGGACACGUAUUCUGCACAUUAAACAUUGAUGGUAA